This is a messenger RNA of Cyprinus carpio (common carp), 6832 nucleotides long. RefSeq names its product CXADR-like membrane protein. NCBI's taxonomy places the organism in Eukaryota, Metazoa, Chordata, Actinopteri, Cypriniformes, Cyprinidae. The record is from RefSeq and is a predicted model, not a curated record. Gene Ontology annotation, cellular component: cytoplasmic microtubule; membrane; cell surface.
GAGAGAGAGAGAGAGAGAGAGAGAGAGAGAGAGACAGAGGACACCGCGCAACGGCAACCUGAGACGCGCGUCCUCCGUCAGAGAGAACGAGAACUUUGAUGAUUUGACGGUGAAACUGAUGGAAACGUAGAGAUGAUGUUCCAGUCCUUGAUGAUGGAUUCGUCUUUCAGCAUGUCGAGCUAUGCUGUCCUUGUGCUCGUCUCCUAAUAGACUGCCGAUCCAUUUUUCUUCUCAAAUACUUCUGCUAUAUACAACAGCUUUUGUGAUUCCGCGUGAAGAACAGUGAAGGGAACAGGGCGCAUUGUUUCAAUUUUCAUUAUUAUAAAGGACUUCCAGGAUUCGUGAUGUCUGCAACAUACCGCUCCUUAUUCCUUCUGCUGCUGAGUUUACUCUCAGUCGGGGCUCAGACCGAGAUGAAGCGGGUUGUCGGGGACAAUGCCACAUUGCCUUGUCAUCACCAGUUCUGGCAGUCGAAUGGACAAACACUGGACAUCGAAUGGCUCCUGCAGAAACCCAACGUCAAACAACGUGUGAUCAUCACAUUCUUCAACAACGAGGUCUACACUAACGACAACCACGCCAGUCGUCUGUCCUUUGCGGGCGACUACCUGAACGGAGACGCCUCUCUCCUGAUCAGCGAUCUGCAGCUGACCGACUCUGGAGAAUACCACUGUAAGGUCAAGACUGGCGGCAAAUACCACUGGAGCCAAGUCAACCUCAUUGUGCUGGUGAAGCCGUCUAAACCCCGCUGCUGGAUGGAGGGCCGGCUUCUGGAGGGCAGUGAUGUGAAACUGAGCUGUAAGUCUUCAGACGGAUCCGACCCUAUUCACUACAAAUGGGAGAGAGUUCUGGAUAAGGGCAAGAGCGUGGGAAAACUGCCUACCCUCGCACUCAUCGAUCUGAAGAACCCAGAGAUCGUGACCUUGAGGAACUUGACGCAGGACAGCUCUGGGGUCUAUAAGUGCACUGCCAGCAACGAUGUAGGAGAGGAGAACUGUAUCAUCGAGGUCACAAUGCAAUAUGUGCGGGGCAUGGGUGUGGUGGCUGGAGCCGUGGUUGGUGUUUUAUUCGGUGUUUUGCUCCUCAUUCUCAUCAUCUGGCUGGUCUUCCGCAAGAAAGAGAAGAAGAAAUAUGAGGAGGAGGAGACGCCUAAUGAGAUCAGAGAGGAUGCAGAAGCUCCUAAAGCAAAGCUGGUGAAGCCCAACUCCCUCUCCUCAUCUCGCUCUGGCAGCUCCCGCUCCGGUGCUUCUUCCACUCAGUCCAUGGUGCACAACAGCGUACCCCGAGGCCAGCGUCCACGGCCACCCGCUGUCACCGCCCUCAAGGAGAACGGACAGCCCCAUGGGUUCCCCCAGUCUCCCCCGGCCUACACGCAGGUCGUGCCUAAAACCCUAGAACCCCCGCCCACCCCAAAAUUCAGACCCCCCAAUCCUCCAGUGGGCAUGUCGAUCCCGGCGGGUGUCAUGGUCCCUGCUCAAAGCAAGGCCUUUCAGACAGUGUAGAGAGUAAAGGAAGCACGGCCUGGUGCGGGUCUCCAUACAAGACACCCACAGUGACUCUUCCAAAAGUUGCAACUACGAUUGGAAAAAUACAAUACACACAAAAAAAUAAAAGCAUAAUUAAAAAAUAAAAUCAAUCAUAUAAAAUCUAAAAAGUUGAAUGCAUAUUUACAAGGGAAAAUACACAGUGCUUGCCCCCUUCUGAAGUAUUAAAAGAAAACAAGGCAGGAACUGAAGAACAAGAAUUUUUAUUCUCAUUCUUUGGUUCUCUCCCCUUCUUUUGAUCUCAUGGCACAGCUGACCCUUUUUUCACAUUAUUUGUUUUGCUUUCUCUUUUUGAGCUCUUGAAGGCUUUGUGGGCGGUGGGGUGGAAAGAUUUCCCCAAGUGCAGUUUAUUUAUUUAUUGCAUCAGAGAGGCUAAAGGUCCAAGGGCAGGCUUGGUUUAUGAAACAUGAUGGUGAGAGGAAGGACCAGCCGACUCUGAAGAGAAAUGAAGGAUAUUAUCCAAGAACCUGUUGUUUCUGUCGAAGACGUGGGGGCGGCUUUGGGAACAUGAACUGUCCAUCUCAUUCCCAUUCAAUUUUCCUAGAAUGCAAUGCAACAUUGACUGUGGCUCAGACAUCAAAAUCAAUCUUAUUAUAAUACCUUAACAAACCACUGAAAUUAAGUGAAAUGAUCGGAAGAAAUGGUCCCCGAUGGACAUUUCAGCACGUGGAUGGUGCCGUGCCAUUGAUGUAGCGACACAGAGAGACUUUAACAGUUCAGUCAUCAUGUAACACACUGUGGGGCGAAUUCACUGAACCGUUUCGCUACCUUAGCACGAUAUAUUUCACAAAAACACACCUGUUUAAAUGAUGCCGUUGUCACUGGUUUUUGCGCAAACCCACUUUUUCUAUGUAAAUUAGGCUGAUAUUGUAUCUGUUCAUCAAAAAUCACUGCUUCUAAUGUUUUGCUAUUAUUGCCCACAGAUGCAAAUGGAAAAGAAAUUCAGUAUAAGAGAUUUCAUCUAUGUUUUCUAGCAGUGAUAAUUCAUCAAAUGAUGGAAGAAGAGCAUUGUAUCUGUUAAACCUUUAUUUUGGUAGUCCACUUCCAAUUGCUAUAAAGUAACUUUGCAACUACAUGUCAACUACAGGUAGCAGUCAUUUAGAGUAUUAGACUGUCUACUUAAUCUGCUAGAACUUUAUUUUGAUGGUUCCCAACAGACAUUCAACUGACUAUAAGUAACUUCAUCAACUCAUUCCAUUAACCCUAAUCCUAACCUAACAGUCUGCUGAUACUCUAAUGAGAAUUAGUUGUCAUGUAGUUGCAGAGUUACUUAGUAGAAUGUCUGAAGUUGACUGUCAAAUGUGUCAUGCAGUCAAGUGCACUUUAAUCACCGUUUCAGGUGCCUUGCAUUGCUGUAUGUACAUUCCCAGUAAAGUACACCAGAUUGCGGGAAUCUGCUGGAUCCUUCACAAUCUAGCACUCAGAACUGACCUGUGUAAUAGCGGCGCGCAAAGUGACGGAGCCAGUGAUUUGUGCAAUUUGUGAACUGGGUGUUAAAAAACACAAUGUUUGGAAAUUGACAAUGCCAUUUGUGGGUGUAAUUGAUCCUAAGUGAAUUCCCCCUGUGUGUCAACUGCUCUCUACACACUGCUAUGAAUUUCUGCAGUUAAAUCUGUGUAUAUACAUGGAGUGUACUGUACGUCCUUGACAGAAAGUCUGCGGUCUGGUUUCGGAUGUCAUCCUCAGCGUUUCAUGGACUUAAGUUUGUAUUACAUACUGACCGCGGUAUAUUUGUUACAGCUGUAUUUCCAAUGAUACUGAAACCAAAACUGGUCACGAAUACUAUGAAUGUGUAAGUCGAAGAUAGUUUUGUUUUUUUAUGUAUUUUUUCCUUCUUUUCUAGAAUACCCAGUGGUACUGCAUAACAGCAUAUGAGGCACAAGUAACUUUGGACUAUAAUCUCAAAGUACUGUGGACAAGUAAUUGAAAGGGAAUUUCAUAACAGGGACUUAUGUACAGAGCGUGUGUGAAACUAGUGCGUGUGUGUGCAUUUGCGCUACUCUCCUUCUAGUUUGUGUAUGAACCACGGUACCAUCCCAGGACUCUCCUAGGACCCUCUAACAACAGGCUGUCUCUUUGUGCCAGCCGCCCCGCGCUGUCAAAACCCUUCCAUUAGUGGUGUCUCGAAGCCCCUGGGAAGACCUUGCUUGGUGCAUUUGUGAAAUUUGAAAUGGACAAGUUGCUUGUUUUGUGUGCCUUCACAGUGAAUUCUUUCCCUGAGAUUGUUUUUGUCCUUGGUUCUUUGAAAUGUACCAGACCAAAAAAAAAUAAAGAAAAAGAAAGCUAUGUGUAAAACGGCCCCCAUCAUCGGAGGGAGAGAGCGCUCUGGCACAAAGAGUCGGCCCAAAUGCAGCCCCACGAAUAAUGUACACUCUGUAGUCAUGAUGCUGUUUUAUAUUGUACAUACAGCUAAAUAUACGCACACAAUAUAUUUUAAGUUAUCAGUUGAAGAUUGGGGUCAUAGGCCAUAAUAAAGAUGUAGAUGAGGUAUCAUGCAUUUUCAGAGAGUAAUUAUUGGUCAUUGUAGCCCCUGACCCGCUAAGCUCCCUUUAAAAAGUAAAAUCAUUUCCUUCUUAAUGGCUACUUGUAUAUCUGCCAUUGAUGGACCUUAAUAUUCAAAAGAGGAAAAGCCAUAAGACGUGAGGAAGCAAGCAUACAACACUCUUUUUGGGACACUUUCAAGUGUACGUGCCAACCUUGUUCGUCAUUCUUAUUGGGUUGCAGUCUGUAAUGUAGCCGAGUGCUGCCUAUGCCAAUUCACCGCCUUCCUGUUACCUUCCCCAGCAAUUGUGUUUGAUACACACCGAUAUACUUCUUCCCAAGUGUACACACACACUGCUUCCCAAGUGUACACAGCCUAACAUGACCUCAUAAAAAGAGAUGCACUCAAGACGCGCUCUCCAGAGCCGCAUUCUCGAUGAGGUGGUGUAGGCGGUGUUGCUGGCUGAACUGUUGUCAGUAAGUGUGAUGGAUGGGCUGUCAUGCAGAGUGGGGAGUGAAUGAUGGGAAUUGUAAGGAGAACACAGGGUCCAAACCCCAAUACCUUUACCUCCAAUACAGCGAGCGAGGCAAAACCCAUCCAGUUGGGCCUUCACAAUAUGGCUGUUUUUGUAGGCAGUUACUCUUCUUGUCCAAGUGUUGGAAUAUUGGCUCUGUUCCAAAACCUAUUGAGCUGCCUUGCUGUCUACUGCCUAUAUAGGUAGCUGGCUCAAAGGUUAGCAUCCUAAUAGAGUGCAAUAGUGCCAGUCCACUUUCAAUGGCCUUGGUUCCUGAAGUAUUUUUCCUGUAGAUUGAUUUUUAAACAGUCUUCAUUCAAGCAUUAUAAGCCAUGAACCACACUUACCAGUUACGAGGUAAAUCACAACAUUAAAAAACUUUGAUUUGAAGCAAAAAAAAUAUUUGAACAUUGGAAAAUAAAACAAAUGUAUAACUUUAUUGAAGGAAAGAACUACAAUGCUGUGAGUGAUACUGUAUAUACUGUACGUAAAUAUAUAGAAAAUUGGACAGGAGCUAAGGAGUUUAUUUGGUGCAGUUGGCUUGUUGUGAUUCUCUGAUCGGUCAAGAUUCCUUAGCAGAAUCAUGGAAAGCAUUGUUUUUUCCACUGUUAAAUGCAAACAUUUUAAAAAUAGGUUGACAUAACUGAUAACUGAUGGUGUAAAUAAAAGCAUUCAUCUAUGGAAAACAAAAAAUAAUGGAUUUUUUAUUUCCGGAACCCGAAUGUUGAAAUGGAACACCAUCAACAGAAGAUAAAAUCAUUAAGACUGUUAUGAUUUCAAUAGAGCUUGGCGUAAGAUGUUGCCAAGCUAAUGACAAACUCUAGUUAUCGUUUUUCAUUCACUGUCCACCAUCUUGGAUGGAAGUUUUUUUUUUUUUUUAUUAUUCUGGUUGAAAUGCAUCAUGUGAUUGCAAUUUGCAAAAUGCUGCCUUGCUGUCUACUGCCUAAACAGGUGAAGAGCCUCCAAGGCUGACUUAUCCUAAUCUAUAACAUGCUGUUAAAUUAGGACCAUGCUAAUGCCAAACUCUGAAAGGAAAGGUUGAGGUUUCUAAUUUCAAUACAGUUGCUAAAGGUACAGUUGCUCCAUAUGUAAAGAGUUUCAGAAUAAAAAUGCAUAAUACACCAAUAUUGACUAAAAUAGUCAAUUUUAAUUAGAUUUAUCUGAGUUUAUUGCAAUUCAUCAUGCGAUUGCAUUAUAAGAAUCCAGAUAAUGCUGCCAUUGAAAGGUAUCUCAGAACCUUUUGGAACAGCUUUAUAUGCUUUAAAAUUCUGCCUACAUAGGCAACUCUGUGGGUUUUGGAACAGAGCCAUUGUUGUAUGUUUAUUUUGGUCCUUUUUCUGUUUUAGGACAUUACAGCACCAAACUAGCCAAGAUCGGCCCUCUUUAUUACAAGGAAAGCUGAUUGAAAGCUUGCCUUCCAGUGGUUCUGUUCUCACAUUCAGGCACUUAAGGUGAUUUGUAUUCCUUUUUUAGCCCUCCCCAGCGUCUCCCAGCAAGAAGAACCAGUCUAUUUCCUCAGACAAUUAAUCUUUAGUGGCUUUUAUUUCAACACUGUUAAAGAGCUGGCAUGGUGUUUAGAAACCAUCAGUGUAUGUACACUCUUCCAUAGAGCCGCCAAAGCAUCUGAAGCUGUGCUCACGUUGCAUGAAGACAUUCAGUUUUGAAUGGGAGCUCAAUCAAGGGAAUGAGUUAAGGCCCAUCUGCGAUGUAUUUUUGAGAUAAUGUUCUAUUUAAAAGACGUACUUGACUGUCUAUGUAGCCUCUAACCGAUCAUUGUUACCCAACAUGGUUGUUAUUAAAAUAAUAUCCGAUAUUUAAAAAGGCUCCUUCGACUCCUCUUAGAAACUGUAGCAGUAUGUGUUACUUCGAGGGGAAUUCUUUUCCACUGGAAAAGCAAAGAGAUUGCAUGUUAUGGCCUAAAGGUCAGAUAUUGGGAAUGCUUUGCUUCUGUGUUCAUACCUGUAUUCGGCUGAAUAUGUAAGUGUAAAUAUGACCAACAUCCUCUCUGUCUUUUUUUUUUCAUUCACAUUGCUUUGUUUUAAUAUCUACUGUGCUUUCCUCUGUUAUCUUGAGGGAUUUUUUGUUGUUUUUGUUUUGUUUGUGAAUGUGGGAACUCAGGCCUGUAUUUGCCUGAGAGUCCUUGUCUGGUGAGACUGAAGGGAAAAUACUCAUGAUCUUCAUUUCUCUUUGCUGUUGCACACAUUUUGAGUUUUGUAAACCAGUUUGUUCAUUUUGAAGAAAUUCCAUUCUUGUAAAUAUGUCCCUCUACAAGUAAAAAAAUGUAUAUUUUUA